UGACCUUGCGUCAAGAGUUUGCUACUGGUUCCUGAGGGUAAAAUCGUGUGCGCUGUGAAUCCGCAGAGGGCAGAUCAAAAUUCCCUGAUAAGUUAUGAUCAUUUUUCAUCCCUCAUGCUGUACUGUACUAUUAAUCGCCUAUACCAUGAUAUAAUCAUACAAGUGCCUGGGUCAUGUAGAAGCAACCUACCCUACUCUCAGCGACAAGAUAAAAUUUAAGAAAGCCCAGUUAACUGUAUGCAAGCAGAUAGAAAAAGCUGGUUCAAAUUUUAUUUUGCACCAUCCAUCCUCCUCUUUAUGUAGUCCUACUCUCUGUGUAGCGUGUCUUCUAGCCUAGGAACACAUCCUUAUUUAAAAAUAAGGAUUUAGCCCCCAUCACAUGGAACUGACAGCGGCUGUGCUUCCCAUGAUACUGCCAAACAUCAAGGUUCAGACUGAGAAACGAGCGCCAAGUGGCAGUAAAAAACGAGUACCCAUUUCCUCCACCAGAAAAACCCAUUUCUCCCAGCAGCAACACUGUUGGGAUUUUAAAAUCCUGCCUGGGCCAGUCAUGACUUGCGUGCCUCUGCUCGCCCAGAGGUCGUAAACAACGGGUUAACAAAGUCUUCUCGCCUCAUUUCACAUCCCCAUCUCAAGAACCACUAGUCUCCUUCCUCGGUUCCUCCUCCUGUCCCCCUCUCCCAUGGCCCAAUCCUGGGCCUCCUUCCUCCUCCUUGCUCUCUUCUCCUCCAGCCUCCUCGUCUGCGGCAGCAAUGGGGAGCGAGUCUUCCUCUACCCGCAGUCCCAGAAGGUCUCCUCCAUCGUCAGCCAGAGGUACCGGACCGCCUACCACUUCCAGCCCCCCAAGAACUGGAUCAACGAUCCAAAUGGGCCAAUGUACUACAAUGGCAUCUACCAUGAGUUCUACCAGUACAACCCCAAUGGCUCCGUCUGGGGUAACAUAGUUUGGGGCCACUCGGUUUCGACAGACCUCAUCAACUGGAUCCCACUUGAAGCCGCAAUAGAGCGGGACACCCCGAGCGACAUAAACGGUUGCUGGACCGGCUCAGCCACAAUUCUCCCCGGUAACCGACUGGUCAUCAUAUACACCGGUGCUGACCCGGAGAAGCGUCAGGUCCAAAACAUUGUGGUUCCGAAAAACCUGUCUGACCCGUACCUGAGAGAAUGGACCAAAGCCGGAAAUAACCCGGUGAUCCAACCGGUCGGACCGGGCUUGAACUCGGGCCAGUUCAGGGACCCGACAACCGGUUGGAUCGGACCAGAUGGACUGUGGAGGAUAGCAGUUGGUGCUGAGCUCAACGGGGACAGUGCUGCACUUUUGUACAAGAGCAAAGACUUUCUGAACUGGACUAGAGUUGACCACCCACUGUAUUCAUCCAAUUCCUCCUCUAUGUGGGAGUGCCCGGAUUUCUUCGCGGUAUUGCCGGGCAAUAGCGGUGGACUGGACCUGUCUGCAGCGAUACCGAAUGCUGCCAAGCAUGUCCUCAAGAUGAGCCUGGAUUCCUGUGACAAGUACAUGAUUGGGGUUUAUGAUCUGAAAAGUGACACCUUUAUUCCAGAUACUGUCCUAGAUGACCGCCGGCUAUGGUCGAGGAUCGAUUAUGGUAAUUUCUAUGCCUCAAAGUCAUUUUUCGACUCGAAGAAGGGCAGGAGGAUCAUAUGGGGUUGGACUAACGAGACAGACAGUUCUUCGGACGAUGUUGCAAAAGGUUGGGCUGGAAUCCAUGCAAUUCCCAGGACAAUUUGGUUAGACAGCCAUGGCAAGCAGUUGCUGCAAUGGCCAGUUGAAGAGGUUGAGUCCCUUCGAGGAAAUGAAAUCAACCAUCAAGGACUAGAGCUGAAGAAGGGAGGUCUGUUUGAGAUCAAGGGAGCUGACAGUUUCCAGGCUGAUGUGGAGAUAGACUUUGAGCUGACGUCCAUCGAUAAAGCCGAUCCUUUCGACCCCUCCUGGCUUUUGGACGUCGAGAAGCAUUGCCGGGAAGCGGGUGCAUCAGUCAAUGGUGGCAUAGGGCCAUUUGGACUUGUUGUCCUGGCCUCUGACAACAUGGAGGAGCACACUGCUGUGCACUUCCGGGUGUACAAGUCAGAGCAGAAGUACAUGAUACUCAUGUGCUCUGAUCUAAGAAGUUCUUCGUUGAGGCCAGGACUGUACACACCAGCCUAUGGAGGCUUCUUUGAAUACGACCUGGAAAAAGAAAAGAAGAUAUCUCUGAGAACUCUGAUUGAUCGGUCGGCGGUGGAGAGCUUCGGCGGUGGCGGCAGGGCCUGCAUCAUGGCCAGAGUGUACCCCGUGGCGGUUGUCGACGGCGUGGCCCACAUGUAUGCCUUCAACAACGGCAGUACCACGGUCAGGGUGCCACAGCUCAGGGCCUGGAGCAUGAGGAGAGCACAAGUGAAUGUGAAAGGGAUGGAGUGAUGGUUAACAAAGCAGAGCAAUUCUAAUUGACCUGUGAUUGGAGGACCGGAUCAAUCAAUCUGAUCACUUGUUUAGCGCACUUCACUAUUUUGAAAACACAAAUUACUCCCAUUCAUGAGCACUUCUAGGUAGGAAUAAAAGGAAAUUCAACAGGGGAAAAAAAUAGCUGCUCAUUUCCUUGACCUCUAGGAUUCAUGUAUUAUAGUUUACCGGUACUUGGUCAGAAAGAAGGACAAAUUGUUACUGUUUGAAACUAGUAGUAUAGUUGGCAAUUGGUAAAGAAACAUGAUGCCUGUUGUCAGCAUCGGCAUUACUGCUGUGAAACGAUUCAGAGUUACAAAAGGUAAUAAAUAGUACCACGAGCUUGUGCA
Molecule: messenger RNA, 2787 nt
Organism: Aegilops tauschii subsp. strangulata
Lineage: Eukaryota; Viridiplantae; Streptophyta; Magnoliopsida; Poales; Poaceae
Product: beta-fructofuranosidase, insoluble isoenzyme 4
Biological process (GO): carbohydrate metabolic process
Molecular function (GO): hydrolase activity, hydrolyzing O-glycosyl compounds
Source: RefSeq, a predicted model, not a curated record